AUGUGGGCUGACGAACGCCGCGCGAUGAAGCGGCUCCUCCCGUGCCUGCUGGCGGCACUCGCGGGGAGCUGGGAGGUCGACGACCAGGGCCGCCUGACAGCGUCGCUGCAGGUCGCAACGCUCGAUCCCGCCACGAGACGCCUCGACGUGCCCGAGGGCGCGCGCAUCUGGCUCGAAGUUGGCACGAACAGCCGGAAUUGGCUCGCCAACUGCGAGCUGCUCUGCGAGGGCUACGACGACGUAUACAUCGUGAGCUUCGAGCCGCUCUUGGAACACUACGGCCGCGUGGUCGCGGGCGCCGUCGCGGCGCCGAGCGGCGGCGCAGGCGGCCUCCGGCGCCUCGACGGCCGGCGCGGCGUCGCGCUGCCCUUCGCGCUCGACGCGGUCGACGGCGAGGCCGACUUCCACGUCGCCGCGCAGGACGGGUGCAGCGCGCUCGCGAAGCCGAGCCCCGGCGAGCGGGCGUGCGCGACCGUCGGCGGCGUGCGCCGCGUGCCGACGAUGACGCUGAAGUCGGUCUUCGACGUGCUGCUGCCCGUCGGUGCGCACGUCGAUUUUCUUUACGUCGACGCGCAGGGCCACGGUUUGAAGAUCCUCGAGGGCGCGGGCGACUCCCUGGCGCGCGUCGACGCGAUCGUCGUCGACGCGCUCCUGCGAGACGAGGCGCUCAUGUACGAGACGCAGAACGGCUGCGCCGCGACGGUCGAGUUCGCCGCGGCCGCGGGCUUCCACGUGCCCUUUGAGACGCGCGCGUUUUUGUGCGACCACGCUGCGGACCACGCGGGCCGCCUCGAGUCCGCACCGCGCGAGAUCAACGUCUUCUUCGCCCGCGACGCGACGCGCGCGCGGCCCAUCUGCCCCCACGUCCUGGAUUACUGCAUCGAGCGCGAGGACGUGCUCACCGUCGGCUUCCACGCGCAGCUGCCGACCUGCCGGGGCGACGAGCGCUGCGAGACCGACGUCUGCCGCGAGGGCGAGGGCCACUGCCUCAUCUACCUCGACGCCCGGAACUGCUGGUGCACCACGUGA
Molecule: messenger RNA, 1029 nt
Organism: Aureococcus anophagefferens
Lineage: Eukaryota; Pelagophyceae; Pelagomonadales; Pelagomonadaceae
Exons: 1
Coding region: 1-1029 (342 amino acids)
Source: RefSeq, a predicted model, not a curated record